AUGGACUUGCCAAUCUCUGCAAUUGGUUUUGAAGGUUAUGAAAAGAGGAUUGAAAUUUCGUUUUUUGAGCCAAGCAUCUUUGCUGAUCCCGAAGGGAAGGGUCUUCGAUCUCUUUCCAAAGCUCAGUUGGAUGAGAUUCUGGAACCUGCUGAGUGCACUAUUGUCGCUUCACUGUCAAAUGACCAUGUCGACUCUUAUGUCCUCUCUGAGUCAAGCCUCUUUGUUUAUCCUUACAAGAUAAUCAUCAAAACAUGUGGGACAACAAAGUUGCUCUUUUCAAUUGCACCCAUCCUGAAGUUGGCUGAUUCACUUUCCCUCACUGUUCGGUCCGUCAGAUACACUCGUGGGAGCUUCAUCUUCCCUGGAGCUCAGUCAUAUCCUCAUCGUAAAUUCUCAGAAGAGGUUUCUGUACUUGAUAGCUACUUUGAGAAGCUUGGUUCAGGCAGCAAGGCUUUUGUAAUGGGCAAUUCUGACAAAUCACAGAAAUGGCAUAUCUACUUUGCUUCUGCUGAAUCUUACCAAUCUCUUGACCCUGUUUACACACUAGAGAUGUGUAUGACUGGUUUGGACAGGGAGAUGACUUCUGUCUUUUACAAAUGCCAGUCAGGCUCAGCAGGUUUGAUGACCAAUGACUCUGGUAUAAGAAAGAUUCUUCCAGAUUCUCAAAUAUGUGAUUUUGAGUUUGAUCCUUGUGGUUAUUCUAUGAAUUCUACUGAAGGAGCUGCAGUUUCUACAAUUCAUGUCACACCGGAAGAUGGUUUCAGUUACGCAAGCUUUGAAGCUGUUGGAUAUGAUUUUCAAGUUCUAAACGUGGGUCAGCUGAUUGGAAGGGUGUUGGCUUGUUUCCGACCGACCGAGUUUUCUGUUGCGAUGCAUGCUGAUGUUGCUUGCAAGUUUCUUGAGCAGGCUUGCUAUUUGGAUGUGAAGGGUUACAGUCUUGCUGAGAAGAGCCAUGAAGAGCUUAGAACUGGUUCCAUUGUGUACCAGAAGUUUAUGAAGACACUGGAUUGUGGAUCUCCUAGGUCUAUUCUAAAAUGCUGCUGGGAAGAGGAAGAGGAGGGAGAAAAGGAGUGGAGUUUCGAGGCUGCUUCUAUCAAACAUUAAAUAAAGCUGUUCUCUCUGUACUCUGGAAUCAUCUGUCACAGACUCAGAAUACUGGUCUUUGUGCCCGAACUCGGGUUUCAGUUAAGUGUUGUCUAGUCUAUAAUUAGCUGAAUCGUUAAAUUUGUAAUGUGAGUCUCUGUUAAAUUUGUGGAUUUGGUUUACAGUUUCGUGCUGCACCAGAGGCCUCUCCUAUUGUUAAUGUUUAUUUUUAAUCUGCAAACUCAUUUGUGUGUAAUGUUUGAAUUUCGGUGGAAAUUUAUAGAGGUUGGAGUAUUCUCUUUCACACGGUUUUUGUGCAAGACAAGGUUGCGGGAGACCUGCGAGAUGAUUCUCAAGUCAGAUAUAUUUUGACGAGGGAAUAAGAAUGAAAUGACUCGACUCUUUUUUAUUUUGGGAUACAUCGGUAGUUCUCGGAGUAUGCAUUUAGUAUCAUCUUCGUCUCUUAACUUCUGUCUUUGUCAUGUUUGUCUUUAAGAGUUUUCAGUUUGGUAGUAAAUGAUUUAUUUUUUUAUUUCCGUCGAAAUAAUUAAUGGAAAAUGAUUGUGUCUG
Molecule: messenger RNA, 1653 nt
Organism: Ilex paraguariensis (yerba mate)
Lineage: Eukaryota; Viridiplantae; Streptophyta; Magnoliopsida; Aquifoliales; Aquifoliaceae
Source: the annotation of a GenBank genome assembly